GGUCGCUUACGCACGGUUGUUUUGAGCGAUCAGCAUGUGUAAAGGUAGAGCUCCUGUCUGGGCUGAUAAACUAUAAUGAUAUGGGUUCAUGCAACGGCAAAUUUCUCAGUGGACUGAGUUUUGAAGGCAUGACGCUUAUGUUGACAGACAAGUCACCGGAAAGCCAUUUACAGCGUUUGUCCCACAAGGCACCAGUCAGCCGUUCGUAAAUUGAAAGUUACCCGGCGAGGCAUUAAUACAGCUAAUCAAACUUAAACUGCGGCAGAACAGACAGAUUGAGGAGUAGACUGACAUUUCCUAUCAGGAAGCUUAUUUUGUCAGAAAGCGAUCUAUCGCUGAUACAGUCGCCCUAAUCUGCAACUAAGCAUGCCCUUUCUUCUGGAUUUUUCUGCUGUUGUAAAGUAAGGCAACAUCUACGGAUUCUUGAUCCAUCGGAGCCGUACCUGUCUCGAGGCAUCAUGACCCUGUCAGAUCUUCUGAAUAGUUUGAAAGACAACCCUUACUUUGGGGCUGGAUUUGGACUGGUUGGAGUAGGGACAGCAUUGGCAGCAGCCAGGAAAGGAGCCCAAAUUGGGAUGAUCUUCUUCCGCAGGCAUUACAUGAUAACGCUUGAAGUGCCCAGCAGGGACAAAAGCUACCACUGGUUGUUAAGUUGGAUCACCAAGCAUGCCCGGCACACUCAGCACCUGAGUGUUGAGACUUCCUACUUGGCUCAUGAAAGCGGAAGGGUCCACACUCAAUUUGACUUCCAUCCCAGUCCCGGAAACCAUAUCAUCUGGUACGGAAGGAAAUGGAUCAGGGUGGAGAGGACCAGAGAAAAGCAAAUGGUGGAUCUGCAUACAGGAACACCAUGGGAGUCAGUCACCUUUACUGCUUUGGGCAGAGAUAGACAGAUCUUCUUCAACAUCUUACAAGAAGCAAGAGAACUUGCCCUGAAGCAGGAGGAGGGACGGACGGUGAUGUACACAGCCAUGGGUGGAGAGUGGAGGCCCUUUGGGUUCCCACGGCGACGCAGACCCCUGUGCUCUGUGGUCCUGGAGGCAGGCGUGGCAGAAAGAAUUGUAGACGAUGUGAAGGAGUUCAUUGGAAACCCAAAGUGGUACACAGACAGAGGAAUCCCCUACAGAAGAGGAUAUCUGCUCUAUGGACCCCCUGGUUGUGGAAAAAGCAGUUUUAUCACGGCACUGGCAGGUGAGCUGGGCUAUAGUAUCUGUCUGAUGAGUCUGAGUGACCGAACACUUUCAGAUGACCGUCUGAACCACCUGCUGAGUGUAGCACCGCAGCAAAGCAUAAUUUUGCUAGAAGACGUUGAUGCAGCCUUCGUCAGCCGAGAUCUGCUCCCCACAGAAAACCCCCUGGCCUACCAGGGAAUGGGAAGGCUGACCUUCAGUGGCCUGCUCAAUUCAUUGGAUGGAGUGGCUUCGUCUGAGGCCAGAAUAGUUUUUAUGACCACAAACUUCAUUGACAGGUUAGAUCCAGCUCUGAUCAGGCCUGGCCGCGUGGAUCUGAAGCAGUAUGUCGGCCACUGCAAUCAUUGGCAGCUCACCCAAAUGUUCCGACGGUUCUACCCAAAUGAGCCGGUCAACGUGGGGGAACGUUUCGCCAAAUGUACUUUAUCUGCCCAUUCUGAGAUAAGCGCUGCCCAGGUCCAAGGACAUCUAAUGUUGUACAAACUGGACCCUGUAGGCUCCAUAGAAAAUGUUGCUAGAAUGAAAGAGUUCUGAGACAGAUGAAUGAUUUCCACUUGGCAUGAUGAAGAG
This is a messenger RNA of Lampris incognitus (smalleye Pacific opah), 1760 nucleotides long. RefSeq names its product mitochondrial chaperone BCS1 (gene bcs1l). Bases 459 to 1724 code for a protein of 421 amino acids. Gene Ontology annotation, biological process: mitochondrial respiratory chain complex III assembly; protein insertion into mitochondrial inner membrane from matrix. The transcript has 7 exons. Gene Ontology annotation, molecular function: ATP hydrolysis activity; ATP binding. Gene Ontology annotation, cellular component: mitochondrial inner membrane. Lineage: Eukaryota; Metazoa; Chordata; Actinopteri; Lampriformes; Lampridae. The record is from RefSeq and is a predicted model, not a curated record.